CUGAAGGGCUUCCUGCCACAGGAGGAGGAGGAGGAGGAGGAGGAGGAGGAAGAGGCGCGGGUGCCCCCCCGGGGGACACGACAGCGGCGACGACGAGCCCCCCGUCCUGCACCCCCCGGCCCCCGAGCCCCGCCCCACCCACCAUCAGCCACACCAGUCCCUACCACAGCCUCCGUCCCCCGCCCCCACACCAGGAGCACCUGCCCCGGGACUGCCUGCCCCGCCCCCAGCAGACACCGCCCCCAGCCUCCCCUGUCCAGAGGGAGCGCGCCCCUCACAGGUCACGCUCCCGCUCCCCCCGCCACCUGCCCCGUGCCAGGUCCCCUGUCACACUCCACAAGUCCCCGCCCCGCCCUAGCCCUGCCAAGGACCGCUCACCCCGCCCCCGCCGUCCCCAGGCCAGGACCCGCUCCCCACCAGGGGCAGGACACCUCCCCGGGGCCGCUCCCUCGUGCGUGCCCGCAGCCCCUACAAGAACCGGUCCCCGCCACCCCGGGCACGCUCUCCUCCCAAGGCUAAGUCCCAGGGGCGCGGCCGCUCCCCCCACCGUGCUGCCUCCCCCAUGCACGGCUGUUCACCACCGUGGGGAGCCAGUCCUCCUGGGGGGCGGGGCCGAGUCUCCCCGAAGCUGCGGUCGCCUCGCCGCACCCAUGAUUUUCGCUCCCGCAGCUGGUCCCCCCCAGCACCGCAGGAAGGCCGGCGGCGGCAGCCCCGAGGCGCGGCGCAGCAGGUGGGGCGGCAAGCUGGCCAUGACCCCGCCCCGUCAGGCCAAGGGGGCCAGGGAGUGCCGCUCUCCUCUGCCCCGCCGCUACCGCAGCCCCACCUCUCCUUCACAGCCCCAGCCCCCUGCGCCGCUCCCCCUCCCGCAGCCCAGCCCGCCCCUACCACCACGGCCCACACACCCCAGAGCGCCCCCCCGAUGGUGGCCGCUUCCCUGCUUCACCGCCAGAUGGCUACUCAGGGCGUGGCGGCCGCCACACUCCCGAGGGCUCCCCACCCACAGACCACCACCAGUACCACAGCCCCGUGGGGCAGUACCGUGGGGCAGUACUGCAUCAGUCCUCCCUUCUCCCGCAGCCCCCCGUGGAGCCCCGGUGGGGGGCGCCGCGCCAGCCCCAUGGGGUGGCGCAGUCCACGCUACCAACACCAGCACCACCACCACUACACUCCCCCGCCCCAUGACCGCUGGAGCCCCCAGCGCUCCCCACGCUGUGCUACCCGCUCCCCGGGGCGCCGCUCACCACCCCCCAGGCCACCGUGCCUCCCCGGGGCGGGGCCGCUCACCCCUGAGCCGCUCCCCACGCCACUCCCCGCGCCGGUGCCCGGGGCUGAGGUCCCCCCGCCGCUCCCCUUCCCCACGGGGUGAGGUGUACCCCUACGAGCGGCGGGGCUGGGGCGGGGCAGCCUGGGAGUGGAAGGCGUCCCAACACCACAGCCCCAAGGCAGAGCAGGGGGAGGCGCGGUACAGGAGGGGCAGCGCAGGGGACAGUGCCCCCUCAAGACAGACGCUGACUCCACCAUCAGCGACUCAGAGCUGCCCUCCGCUGCGCCCCCUGCUCCCCCUAAAGCAGCAGCAGCAGCAGCAACAGCCACAGCAGGUGUACAGCUGGCCCUACCCUCCACAACCACAGCAGUUCCAGUACCCUUAUGAUGCAGCUGAGGGGACUGACACUGCCACCACCACCACCACCACUGCCACCACCGCCACAACAAGGGUUAUUCAGGUGUUGCCCCAAUAUGCUUCAACCCCACAGCCCCACUCCCCCAUGACAGUGCAGGCAGGGAAUGUCAUACAGGCUACCACCACCAUGACCACCAUGACCACCACCACCACCAUGACCACCACCACCACCACCACCACCACCACCACCACCACCACCACCACCACCACCACCACCACCACCACAGCACUCAGCGUGGCACAGAAGGAACAGAGCCAGGCGGAAAACAAGGACUAAGAUCCACUGCCACUUCCAAAUAAGAGGUGAACCAGGCCAACACAAGACAGAUGGGAUGCAAGAACACUGUUGACACAUCAAUACUUCAUACAAGGCAAUAAAGCGGCUACCACCACCAUGACCACCAUGACCACCACCACCACCAUGACCACUGCCACCACCACCACCACCACCACCACCACCACCACCACCACCACCCACCACCACCACAGCACUCAGCGUGGCACAGAAGGAACAGAGCCAGGCGGAAAACAAGGACUAAGAUCCACUGCCACUUCCAAAUAAGAGGUGAACCAGGCCAACACAAGACAGAUGGGAUGCAAGAACACUGUUGACACAUCAAUACUUCAUAUAAGGCAAUAAAGCGGCUACCACCACCAUGACCACCAUGACCACCACCACCACCAUGACCACCACCACCACCACCACCACCACCACCACCACCACCACCACCACCACCACCACCACCACAGCACUCAGCGUGGCACAGAAGGAACAGAGCCAGGCGGAAAACAAGGACUAAGAUCCACUGCCACUUCCAAAUAAGAGGUGAACCAGGCCAACACAAGACAGAUGGGAUGCAAGAACACUGUUGACACAUCAAUACUUCAUACAAGGCAAUAAAGCGGCUACCACCACCAUGACCACCAUGACCACCACCACCACCAUGACCACCGCCACCACCACCACCACCACCACCACCACCACCACCACCACCACCACCACCACCACCACCACCACAGCACUCAGCGUGGCACAGAAGGAACAGAGCCAGGCGGAAAACAAGGACUAAGAUCCACUGCCACUUCCAAAUAAGGGCAUUAUUGAGAAGUAUGGCCUGGCACUGCAAUCAUCAGGGUUCUUUGCUGGGUAUGACAUCAACAUCAACGCAGGCAUUGCCAAUUCUGUGUCGUCGCAGGCCCUCAAAUUUGUGGCCUCUCUCCUGCCAAAUACUGUGGCUUAUUUUGAUGAGGAGAAGGUGAAAGAGCGUCCCAUCACAGACACCUUCUAUGCUCCCUUUGACCUUUACAAGCCCAUUAGAGGUGGUAAGUACUUGUUAAUAUAUUUUGGUGAUAGAGAAAAGCAGGUAGACAAAAUUACAAGUAUUCAAAAUUUUUUCCUUUUUCCUUAUCUUCUAUUACUUCCUCCUCAUUGUGCCAAUUUGUUUCCUUACCUCUGCAAGUAUUGAUUAUUGUGUCUAUCUAUCCACCUGUCUGCCUGCUUGUCUAUCUGCCUGCCUGUCUACGGUCAGCGACACACACAAUCGGACCUCCUGCCGAGACACGAGCAAGAAAGUUUCCUCAUUGGCUGACGAAAUGCCCCUGGUUGUAAAGUAUGGCUGUCAUUGGCUGGAGGUCUGAUGGUGGUUGUUGAUGGCUGUAUUUGUGGUGAUGGUGAUCUAUUAUUAUUAUGUCUGUUUUGUUAUAUGUUGUGUUUAUGCAAAAUGUUUUGUGUGUUUUUGAGAAUGUGUCCUGGAAAUUUUUGGUUACAAGGAAAUGCAUAUUGAUAUACAAUGUCUCUCUCUCUCUCUCUCUCUCUCUCUCUCUCUCUCUCUCUCUCUCUCUCUCUCUCUCUCUCUCUCUCUCUCUCUCUCUCUCUC
Molecule: messenger RNA, 3558 nt
Organism: Scylla paramamosain (green mud crab)
Lineage: Eukaryota; Metazoa; Arthropoda; Malacostraca; Decapoda; Portunidae
Product: proline-rich protein 2-like
Exons: 11
Coding region: 651-1958 (435 amino acids)
Source: RefSeq, a predicted model, not a curated record